UAGUUAGUGUGCAGUAAACUCUCUACUUUAGUUAGUGUGCACUAAACUCUACUAUAGCUAGUGUGCACUAAACUCUACUUUAGUUAGUGUGCACUAAACUCUACUAUAACUACUGUGCACUAAACUCUACUUUAGUUAGUGUGCACUAAACUCUACUUUAGCUAGUGUGCAUUAAACUCUACUUUAGUUAGUGUGCACUAAACUCGACUAUAGCUAGUGUGCACUAAACUCAACUUUAGUUAGUGUGCACUAAACUCUACUAUAGCUAGUGUGCAGUAAACUCGUUUGUUGCUGUUGUAAUGCUGCUGUUUGUUCUCCAGGGGGCCUCAUCAGACUGCAGGUAUAUCGCCUCACAGGGGCCCCUCGGCUCCACGCUGAUUGACUUCUGGAGGAUGAUCUGGGAAAACAACGUCAAGGUGAUAGUCAUGGCCUCCAGAGAAAUAGAAAUGGGAAAGAAGAAAUGUGAGUGUUACUGGUCUCCAGUUCACCAGCCGGCUUCAUUUGGACCGUUUACUGUCUGCAGCCAGGAGGAGACACGUCCUGAUGAAGACAUGGUGGUCAGAGUUCUGACUGUCUCCUACCAGCAGGUAACAGCUUCAUCACAUUGGAUUAGAUUAUAAUAAAAUACACUAGAUUAGAUUAUAAUAAAA
This is a messenger RNA of Anarrhichthys ocellatus (wolf-eel), 650 nucleotides long. RefSeq names its product tyrosine-protein phosphatase non-receptor type 18-like. Gene Ontology annotation, biological process: protein dephosphorylation. Gene Ontology annotation, cellular component: cytoplasm; nucleus. The record is from RefSeq and is a predicted model, not a curated record. Lineage: Eukaryota; Metazoa; Chordata; Actinopteri; Perciformes; Anarhichadidae. Bases 300 to 620 code for a protein of 106 amino acids. The transcript has 4 exons. Gene Ontology annotation, molecular function: non-membrane spanning protein tyrosine phosphatase activity.